UAUCUCGCCGCCAGCCUCUGCUAUCCUUCCCCGCUCCCCGCCUUGGUGGCCACCUCUCCUGGCACCUGGCCCACCUCAUACGCGCCAGGCUGAUGUGUGCUACGAGUGCCGCCCCGGGGCUGUACGCUGGGGAGACCGCGAUGACAGAGUGCUGUGAGUCCGGGCAUCGCGCAGCGUGACACUGGAUCCAGCGGUCACUCGGCCAGCAGUGACCGGGAGCCCAUAAGAGUUAUGAAGACAGUAUGGAUUUCCCAGAACAUAGCAGACAUUUGCUACAGUGCUUGAGCGAGCAGAGGCAUCAAGGAUUUCUAUGUGAUUGUACCGUUCUUGUAGGAGAUGCCCAUUUCCGAGCUCACAGAGCUGUGUUGGCUUCAUGCAGCAUGUAUUUCCACCUCUUUUACAAGGAUCAGCUAGACAAAAGAGACAUUGUUCAUUUGAACUGUGACAUUGUUACAGCUCCAGCCUUUGCUCUCCUGCUCGAAUUCAUGUAUGAAGGGAAACUCCAGUUUAAGGAUCUGCCCAUUGAAGAUGUGCUUGCAGCUGCCAGCUAUCUCCACAUGUACGACAUUGUGAAAGUCUGCAAAAAGAAACUGAAAGAAAAAGCCACAACAGAGGCAGACAGCACAAAAAAGGAAGAAGAUUAUUCAAGUUGUUCUGAUAAAGUAGAGAGCCUCUCAGAUGGUAGUAGCCAUAUGGCAGGUGACCUGGCAAGUGAUGAUGAAGAUGGUGAAGCUGAAAAGUUAAACAUUCUGCCUGUUAAAGGUGACUUGACAAAUGAAUCUGAGAACAUGUGGCUAAGAUUGUCCUCUGAUUCAGCAAGCAUUACUCAAAAUAAUGCAGAAUCUGAGAAACACGCAAUUUCUGGAAAAACAGUACCUAGCCCCUGCAGCUCUGCCGGCUCAUUGUCCGUGAGGUCUAACACUUCCAUGAGGGAUAUAGCAGACUCAGACUGUGUCCUGGACCUGUCUGUGAAAUCCAGUGUUUCAGGAACUGAACCGUUGAGCAGUUCAUAUUUCUCUUCACCGGAAACACUGAGAAACAGUCUGGUUCAGGUGAAAGUAGAAAAAGAAAUUUCAUGUGAGGAAAAUGACAUAGAUGCUACUGAAUAUGACAUGGAACACAGCACUGUGAAAGAAGGUGUAAGCUCUGAUGUAAGGACACAAUAUGAGUCAGUCCACCUGGGCCCUGUAAGGGAAGAUUCAGUCUUAAGAGAGUUGGAUCAUGAUGAAAAAGCAAGUGAUGAUGAAAUGAUAACUCCAGAGAAUGAGAGAGUUCAUAUAGAAGGUAGUAUGGACAGCAGUCUCCUUCCAUUUGUGUCAAACAUACUUAAUCCUGCAGGGCAAAUCUUCAUGUGCCCACUGUGCAACAAAGUCUUUCCAAGCCCACAUAUUCUACAAAUCCAUUUAAGUACACACUUUAGAGAACAAGAUGGCAUACGUAGUAAGCCCACUAAUGAUGUCCAUGUCCCUACAUGUUCCCUCUGUGGCAAAACAUUUUCCUGUAUGUAUACCCUUAAACGUCACGAAAGAACUCAUUCUGGAGAAAAGCCUUUCACAUGCACUCAGUGUGGAAAAAGUUUCCAGUACUCCCACAAUCUGAGCCGACACGCUGUUGUUCAUACAAGGGAAAAGCCACAUGCCUGUAAGUGGUGUGAGAGGAGGUUCACACAGUCUGGAGACCUAUACAGGCACAUCAGAAAAUUUCACUGUGAACUGGUAAACUCUUUAUCUGUUAAAAGCGAAGCAUUGAGCUUGCCUGGAGUGAGAGAUUGGACCUUAGAAGAUAGUUCUCAAGAACUGUGGAAAUAAAUAGAAUGUAUGUGCAUACACUCAUACAUGUCUUAGAAUGAUAUGUAUGCACGCAUACAUAUAUGUAGACAUAUGCACUGUCACUAUAUUUACCAAGGUAUUAGGUAUCCCUCCACGCAACCUAACUUUUUAAAUUUACAAGGAAAUGUUAAUUUUGGUAUGCAAAUAUAAAACGAGCCAUGUUGUUUGUAGAUUCUAAAUAUGAAUGUCUUAUUUAUCAUGCCUAUGGAAAAUGCUCAUACAACAUUUGAAAGCAUUUGUUUUCCUAAAACUAUAGUUGAAUAUCAGUGUUGCACUUUAGCAGAAUUUCAUAUCCCGAGUCUAUAAACUAAAUAAUGAGUUUAAAAGAUUUUGAGUUCAUUAGGGAGGGAACGGGGGGAGGGUGAUAUUUACUUUGCAGACAAUGAUCACUGGAAACUGUCAGGUUACAUUAUUUAAUUUUCACAUAAUACUCAUAUAUAGCAUUUCUGUGGUAAAAUUACUUUUUAAAGGGAAUGUUUCUAUUGCUGAAACAUAUCCUAUACCUCAUUAUUCUUAUAUUAACAAAAUAAAUGCUUUCCAUGAAUGCAUCCAUGUAGGGUGGAGUUGAAAUUGUUUUUCACAGUAUCUACAGUCCAUAGCAUUGUGGGUAAAAAUGGUAAGAGAUUGUGAAUUUUUAUGUGAAGACAAGAUUUGGGAUAAAUAAAAGGAUUGGGAAGCUAAAGAAGUAUUGAACUUGGCUUUAUAAUGUAUAUGUUUUGUAUAACUUAAAUUGAUGAGGUGGUGUCAAACAACUUGAAUGCUGCUUUUAGUUUACUCCUGUUAAUUAUUAACUUAACAGAACCGCAUGAAUAGUUUUUCAAUUAUUAACAUUGCAUAUUUGCCGGAGAGUUAAGUUGAAAAUACGUUCUUUAAAAGAAAUAUGCUGUUAACAUUGCAACUGAAGAUACUGUAAGCAAGUGCACUGUGUUGUGUGUGUGUUUUCAUUUUAUUUAUUUUCUCUAUUCAGGUAAAUUGUGUCCACACUGUAUGACAAUUUUAUCCUGCAUACCUUGCUUCAAGGAAAAUACACCUGUUUACAGUAUGUGUGCAGCAUUCUUUAGUAAAGAAAAUCCUCUGCAUCCAAGCAAAACAGAAUAUUGAAUAUGGCACUUCAUUAAAAAACAAAUAACAUUCUUUAAAUUAAAAGAAAAAUUGUAUUCUCAUUUGACAACUUUACUUGAAUUAAUAGUCAAUAUGAUACAGAUAUAUGCAGUCAUAUAUGUCCAAGCAGUUUGGUGCCUGGUUACUUAAGCAAUUUGUAAGUCAAGAGAAUACAUUUCUAUUACACAGUUUCUUUGGUAAAAGUACAGUAUAGAUGUAAUAGGAUACAAGUAUGUAAAAAAAAAAAAAAAAAAAAAAGGAUCUAUUUUUCUUCUGGUGUUUUCUUUCCAUUUAUUUAUUUAUUUAUUUAAAAAGGAACACCUCAAGUAUUAUACAGUGGUUAAGGUAAGUGCCAUUUCCACUAAGUGUGCUGCAUUUUGAUUAUUUCAUCAAAAUUACUGCUAGAAUGAAAAGUGCAGACUCAUGUCAUUUCAGCAUUGUUUAUGUACUUGAAGUUUUUAUAUCAAUAAUUUAUUAAGUCAUUUUCAUUGAAUAAUACAGAAAAGACAAUCAAUGACAAUGUAUAGGCAAUGCUUUUUUUUUCCUUUGCUUUUAUUUAGCAUUUUAAAGUUCGCUCUUUGUGAAUAUUACGUUUAAGAAUAAGGCCGAUGUCUAGCUUUGACAAUCACUGUAUGCUUUGUUUUCCAGAAAAGGGGAGGGUAAUUUAUUAUACUGUUUUAAUUUUGUACUUUGUGUGUGUUCAGUACAUUUUUAAACUGUGUGCAAAUUUCAAUAAACUAUAUACACUGGAAAAAAA
Pseudophryne corroboree (corroboree frog) is the source of this 3687-nucleotide messenger RNA. It is a transcript of the gene ZBTB18, whose product is annotated as zinc finger and BTB domain containing 18. The transcript has 2 exons. The record is from RefSeq and is a predicted model, not a curated record. Gene Ontology annotation, biological process: regulation of transcription by RNA polymerase II. Gene Ontology annotation, cellular component: nucleus. NCBI's taxonomy places the organism in Eukaryota, Metazoa, Chordata, Amphibia, Anura, Myobatrachidae. Gene Ontology annotation, molecular function: DNA-binding transcription factor activity, RNA polymerase II-specific; protein binding. Bases 243 to 1808 code for a protein of 521 amino acids.